Caenorhabditis auriculariae is the source of this 4810-nucleotide messenger RNA. NCBI's taxonomy places the organism in Eukaryota, Metazoa, Nematoda, Chromadorea, Rhabditida, Rhabditidae. The record is from the annotation of a GenBank genome assembly.
AUGGAUGAUGAGCCAGAGAAGGACAACGGUGGAAAAAAGGUUUGUGUUAUUCUAAAAAAUAAACGGACCAAAUCUCGGUUACAUAACAGUAAAAUGAGGUUUUGUUUCAUUUUUUCAAAAUUUUUUGAUUUUGGAUGGAAUUUGGGAAAGAUUGGCAUCAAGUUUGAAAAAAAAAAUUACCCAAGAAAAUUUAAGACAAUAGAUAGUACUCUCUCGGUCGCAAUAAUUAAUUUUAAUGAGAUGAAAAACCCUCGUAGCAAUAUAUGCGGACAAAAUAACUACACCAGGCUUGAGGAAACUAACAUUAAUUGAAAGUACGAAAAAAAUAAUUCGUCAAAUGAACGUAAAAAAUAUAUAUUUGCGAAAAAGUAGAUUUAAUGUUGCUAAACGGUCCUGCCCACGCACACAGGUAACCAAAGCGUGUGAAAAAUCAGUGGCUUGAUAAAAAAAAGAGUCAUGACAGUUAAAAAAGAAGUAAAGAAUCAGGGAAAAGUUUCAAAUUAGUUGAAACGAAAUCGAGUAGGAUCGAACAGCGAAAAAUUGUCGCAAUUUGAGGUUGAUGUUAGUCAGGAAAUGACGUAAUAACAGUGUCUUCGCGUCGUCGCGCCUUUUUUUUUUGUAACUUUUCACGAGGCUCCCUUGGCAAUUUCGCUCCAACCCAACUAGCAAACAGUAGUUUUCUGCAUAAUCUUUAUCAGCGUCCCCAAGUUCUCAAGGUUCCUUCACCGCAUUGAGAUGUAUAUAUGAAGAGCUUUAGGCCAAAGGCACAUUGUUUUUAAUUACUCCAAAAGAAACCAAGGAAUUUGAGCGAAACUCACUUCUGAGUCGAAGUUAAUUCGCAUUUCUUCAGUUCGGACUCCUGCUUCAAAAGUAGCAUUCAGGUUCGAGUUCAUUUGCCAGACCUACCGCCUCCGUGGGAGGCGUAUUUCCACAAAGUGAGGAAGAAGCUCUUCUACUUGAACCGUGAAACAAAAACCUCCGUUUGGUAUUAUCCAAUACGUAUGUUAGAUAGAUCUUCUUCCAACUUAUUUUUUUUCAGCGUCGAGUCCUGUCUCAAAUGAAAAAAACUUGGAGAAGCCAAGGUGAGCAACGUGAGCUUUUGAAUUUCUGGGAAAUCGAAUUUUCAGCUUCACGCACUAUGUUAAACCCGACAGGAAGUCGAUGGCUUGUCCAUAUGGCCGGUCCGAUUCGAAAAAGGAAAAAGACAAGAAACGGUAAUUCAUAGAGACUGGUCCUUCUGUAUUCAUCGUUUGCAGAAACUGCGAACGGCCACGAGCUUAUCCGUCGACGAGUUCCGCAGAUUUCAAGGUUUUUUUUUGCAUUUGAAAGUAACAUAAAAGCUUAAGCAUUAAAUUAGUGUGAAAAAUUUUUUUUUAAAAAUCACUCGAAACAGUUACUCGCGUCGUUUCUGAAAAAAGCUUCAUUGCUCAAGAAAAUUUCAAUAUUUCUAACUAGGGGACGUUUUUUACCCCCCGGUUGAACUUGACGAAACUUCGCUGAAGUGUACUUUAAGAUCUUCUGAUUCCAAAAAAAGAGGAACAUUUCUCGCAAUAAUAACAAUAAUUUAUUGACAGAUCAGCGUGAACCCUAACGAGUUCACUUGGGUCUAGAAUUUAAGAGAAUACAUUAUACAGUUAUACAUCAUUUGAGUCGUGGAGGAAUAGACAAGAGGGCAAAAAGUUCGAACUGGGGAAAAUGAUCGAUACCGAAAAAAAUUUUAUGUAGGGUGAGAAUUUCAGAUAUAGCUCGUCUGAAGUAAAGUGGAGAGACGGAGAUCUCGUUUUCAAGUUAGGACCCUUCAGAAGCUUGAAAUAGCGCUUUUUUGACAUAAUUUGUGUGUUUGGCACAAUUUGAAGCUCCAAAACUCGGAAACAAGAUCUAUUGCGAGAAGUUUUCUCUUUGUUUUUGCAAUCAGCGGGUUCUAAAGUACACUUCAGUGAAGUUUCAUCAAAAGUUCAACCGGGGAAAACGUGAAGAAAAAGUUGAAAAGGAUAGACAAAAAAAAACGCUUUUCGGAGAAAAAUUUCAAAACAGGUAUUGAUUUUAAAAGAAAAAUUUUUUUUUCUCGAGUUGCAAUAGGCUUUGUUGACUUCUUACAUUUGCAAAGUUGAAAAUGAGAAUCAAAAAUUACCAAAUAAUUUUUUUCUGCAUCGCGAUCUGAGCACUUCUUGAGGGUCGCGUGAGUCAGUCUUUUUUCCAAGCUACUUACGUUAAAACCAAUAUUUUUUCGAUCUUCCCCGAAAAUCUUUAUAGUCGUACUCUUCUUCUUCAUUCGACAAAGCUCACGAAUGGCUUUACAAGCAAAAUUUUUCUGCUUGUGUGGUUUUGGACACGUCCGCUCUCAUGAAACAGCCUGGCCUGCUCGAAAUGAACGCUUCCAGUUCGUCUUUUCCGAUAUUUCUCUUUGAAGGUUUCGGUUCAGAAAAAGUUCUUUCGAUUGUACCGCUAAAUACGAUCCAAGAACUCGAUCUUCUGAAGAACGCCGACACUACGAAGAAAAUGAAUGUUAGUUUAAUGAGGCUUCAAAGUUGAAAUUCAAGUUAUAGUUUAUGAAACUGAAUUUUGAAAAUCAAGAUUCACGUAAUUAGCAGCUCUAGCUCUUUACAAAGGAUCAGGUAGCAGGUCUAUUUCUCUUCAGAUCUCAUUUUGUUGCCAGUGUGCCACUGUUGAGAAUCACCGCAUAAAAAAAUUUAUAAUCGUUUUUCGGUUUCUCAAUUAAUUUUUUUCCGCUGUCAAGUUUUAUCAGAAAAAAAUCGAAAAAAAUUUAAAUUUUUGUUUUUUUGUUUUUCCGGGAAUUGGUUUUUGGGCGGAAAUUCAAAAAGAAAAAAAUAUAAAAAGUUCUUCGUUGAUAUUUAAAUCUUAUAGAUCGAACUUUAUAGAAUGCUCGAAGAGCCGGUCGCGAAUUGGUGCAUGAGACAACCUACAAUCCUUCUUUCAUCAAAAUGGAAUCCGAAAUGGAGGUUUUUUUUUUCCUAUUUUAUCAGUUUUGUUUUCUUUUUUAGAAACGCACUCCGUUGCUCAAUUUCAACCCCAGAACGAACGACGACUACAUCAUGAAGUGCGCCCUGCAGUAUCGCGAAAAAGGUAAUUUUUCCUCCAAAGGUAAAGUCGGUAAGGGUGUAAAAAGGCUUCAUAGAAACUUUCAAAUAAAGGAAAUUCUCUUUUUUUUUGCUGCCUUUUUGUGCCAUUUAAUCGGCCCUAAUGUAUUGUUUUUACCGCCUCUCCCCUUUCAUUUCUUAAGCCUUUGAAAUCCCAGAAGAGAAAUUGAAGGUUCGAUAAAGGGACCCUUUUUGCUUCCUUUCUGCGGCCUUUUUGAGCCUCUUCAUUUAUGCAGCAGGGUUGCACGGAAGAUAAUUGCGGAAGAAAACUUGAAUAGAAUUUUCUGGAGGGUACAAUUUUUUUCAUCGUAAGAAUUCUGAUGGGAGUGAAUCUAGGAGUGUUUGCAAGUUAUAACAGUGAACGUGUGUCCUUUGCCUUCCAAGUCGGGAAAAACUGACUAAAAGAGGGUUUAUGACUUUCAAAAAACAAUGUGUGUGGUUUUUGCAGUAUUACUGGCUCGUAUCGUGUCGGAAAGACGUUUCCAGUUUCUUUCUAAUGACAACAACUUGAUAUUACGAGCCAGAGGACAAGGUCUGAACGCUUUGAGCACGGACGUGAGUUCUGGAAAGCAAACUAAGGAAUUGGGGGAAAAAAUUAAUAAAUUGGGAUUGCAGGAGUACCUCGAAAAGAUGGGUUUUCGGUCAUCAGAUUUGCCGGCGUCUGACGAAGAUCUCCUUGUCACUUCUCAGUAUUAUCGACUUCCAGUUUCUUCGUGCAGUUCUGCUCUAUCGCCACCAGGUUCUUGUAUUUUGCGUUUAUUUUUUGAAAGGAAGAAAUUGAUUAAUGUUGAAGGUCGGCAAACCUACAGUUCUGAGAAAAUAAGUGGGCAUUUUGCUAAUUUUUUGAAUAUUUUUCAAACUUCUCUCGAACUCGUGAUCAAUAUUUUCUCUUGCAGAAAGUUCUAAAUGUGUUUUUUGAUCGUGAGAUAUUCAGAAAGUACAUGUCAAACGAUUAAUAAUUUUUAAAAGUGGUUUUUUUUCCAGAUAAGUUUACAUUUUCUAUAAAGAAACUAUAUGAAGUUGAAAUAUUGGUUUUCAUCAUUAAAUAUUCACCUUCUUGCCCGAAAAGGCGAUUAAUCGAGAGUUUAUAUGACUUUGGUCAUCUCAGAACGUCCUGUUCGUCCUUCAUCCGUUCCGUUGAGUGAGUACGAACUGGAGCGGGGGUUUGGAGAAGGUAGAAGCCGACUGCCGGAGCAAAAGAGUUCCUUGACACCGGACCGUUUGAUGUCUUCUUUCGGAUCGAAUAAACACGACUUUUCUCAAGUAAGAGUUAGCUUUUUCGAUUUAUACAAACCUGCAAAUAAACUGGUUAUCAUUUAUUUUUUUCAGAAAGAGGUAGAAGCUUUGAAAAUGGAUACAGAACAGGUCGAAGACGUCGAAAUGGAAGACGUCGCAGAAUGUUCUUCUGUACAGUCUUCUCAGGAACCAACAAACGUUUUCGACCGUUUAAAAAAGGCGCUGCGGCAGAACCCCGACGCUCUUCGAAACCAACAUUAUCAAAGGGAGAAGCCUAGUCCGGCAAGUUGUUUUUUGCGUCUGAACUCGGUUUAAAAAGAACUCAGCAGCUGGUUUUUGGGACGAAAGGGAAACUCUUCUUCCCCUAUCUAUCAGCGAUCUUUCAGGAACCUGCCGUCACAACGAAAAGAAUAGGGUUUCCUCUGCCACAUCCAAGCGAAGAAGGUCGUCGAGUCAGCUAUACCACUUAUUAUUAG